AUGCCAGGAAUAACAGGCUGGCACCCGGGCGAAACCACCAUCCAAAGCAAACUCGGCCUCAGCAGCGCCGUAUCGCAAAGCUGGCGCGCAAUCGAGCCCCAGCUGCGCGAGCAGCACCGCCUCUUCCACACCUCCAACCUGCCCUUCAUCCCCAUGGCGGUCGUUGAUCGGGAGGGCCGGCCGUGGGCAGGGAUUGCGGCGGGCAAGGACGGGGAGAUUGGGUUUGUGCGGGGGCCGGAUUUGAAGACGUUGGUGAUGGCGGUUAGGAUUUGGAGGGGGGAGCCGUUGGGUGAGUUAUUGUCUGAUUGGAGUGAAGCAAGAAAUGGGAGGGAGUUGAUGGCCGGGUUGGGGAUUGAGUUUAGCACGAGGAGGAGGAAUAAGUUUGCGGGGUUUAUUCGGGAUGUUGUUCCUGGACAGGUUGAGGGACUUGAUUAUGUGCUUGAGAUGGAGGUGAAUGAGGCUGUAGGAAACUGCCCUAAAUACAUCAACACACGCCACUUCUCAGCACACCCACACACCUCCCCCAGUAUCACACACCAAGUCCAGCACAUGUCCCCAGACGAACGGCUCCCAUCAGCCGCAAUCGAAAUGAUCCUAUCCGCCGACACCGUCUUCCUCGCCACCCUCUCCAAACCCACACCAGAAACUACAUCGCAAUUCCCAGCACACGCCGGCAUGAACGCCCGCGGGGGGUUACCAGGCUUCAUGCGCGUCCUCCCCAGCGACGGCCGCACCGUCAUUCUCCCCGACUACUCCGGAAACAGAUUCAUGUCGUCGCUAGGGAACAUCGAGUCUAGCGGGCUUGCCGGGUUUACGAUUAUCUCGUUCGAGACGGGGGAUGUCCUCUACCUUACCGGGAAAGCGAAGGUGCUUAUUGGCGCGCCGGCGCUGGAGAUUAUGAGGCGCCAUGCUUCUGUUACUGUGCUUGAGACGACGGGGUAUACGCUUGUACGGGAUGCGCUUCCUGUGAGGCAGCGGCCAGGGUCGGAAGUCGGGCGGAGUCCGUAUAGUCCGAAGGUGAAGUACCUAGUUGAAGAGGAACUGGAGCAGGCGGGGGGAUCUGAGAGCCACAAGGCCCGUCUUGAGAGUGCGGUGCGGCUGUCAAGCGAUCUAGCGGUGUUGCGGUUCAAGGUGGUUUCGAAAGAGAGGCCGUUGAGGAUUAGACCUGGCCAGGCUAUUGUGCUGGAUUUCAUGGACUGGAUCGGUCCGCCGGAGUAUCGCCAUAUGGCGGAUGCUGCGCCGGGUUCUGUAAACGAUGACCGCGUGAGGACGUGGACAGUCUCGAGUGCGCAUGAUGAGGAUGCAGCGUGGUUUGAGCUGACGAUGCGCAAGAUGAAGGGUGGUGUGGUGACGGGUGCUUUAUUUGAUGUUUUGAGGAAUAUCCCACCUAGUAAACAGGGGACUGUCCCAGUGACUGAUACCGUGGUAGCAGACAUUGUCGGCGUUACUGGGGACUUUUGCCUGACUGACGAUGUCAAUGUCCUCUGGGUGGCUGGAGGGAUUGGCAUAACCCCGUUUCUGUCUAUGCUGGCAGCGCUGGCUGGACAGGCCCGUAAAGGCGACAUCCAGUUCGCCUUGUCAACGAGAGAACCCGCGAUAAUGCUCGAUUUGAUACGGAAAUUACUGAGGAACAUCCCGACUGUCAAUAUCAAGAUCGAUUUAUUCACGCAUUAUCCACCCCUUGACACUGAGUUCGAUGGAACCCACAUAUCAAUACAUUCAGGCCGGAUUGGACCGGAGUACUGGAAGACUGUCUCUCCAGAUAAAAACGUCUUCAUCUGCGGACCAAAUGAGUUUGGGGAUGCGGCCACCGAGGGCCUGCGGGAUAUUGGUAUACCGAAUGAACGGAUCCAUAGAGAGGGGUUUUAUUAA
Molecule: messenger RNA, 1872 nt
Organism: Aspergillus puulaauensis
Lineage: Eukaryota; Fungi; Ascomycota; Eurotiomycetes; Eurotiales; Aspergillaceae
Exons: 2
Coding region: 1-1872 (623 amino acids)
Molecular function (GO): oxidoreductase activity
Source: RefSeq, a predicted model, not a curated record